Messenger RNA from Lolium perenne, 2612 nucleotides. RefSeq names its product probable inorganic phosphate transporter 1-4. Gene Ontology annotation, cellular component: membrane. Gene Ontology annotation, biological process: phosphate ion transport; transmembrane transport. Gene Ontology annotation, molecular function: phosphate transmembrane transporter activity. The record is from RefSeq and is a predicted model, not a curated record. NCBI's taxonomy places the organism in Eukaryota, Viridiplantae, Streptophyta, Magnoliopsida, Poales, Poaceae.
CGGUGCUAGCCAUAUCCAUCGCCUCUCCAUAAUGUUUCAGGGUCCUGCUAGCCGGUAGGAAACCAAGGAAACUGCAUCCGAAUUGAUCAGUAGCAUCAGUAACCCUACACGUGCUUCCGGCCUUUGACUAAGACGAACCAACCACAGCACUCCCCGGGCGCCAUGGCUCGAGAGCUCAAGGUCCUCGGCGCGCUCGACGCCGCCAAGACACAGUGGUACCACUUCACGGCGAUCGUGAUCGCCGGCAUGGGCUUCUUCACCGACGCCUACGACCUCUUCUCCAUCUCCCUCGUCACCAAGCUCCUGGGCCGCAUCUACUACUUCGACCCGAGCUCCGCCACGCCGGGUUCCCUCCCACCCAACGUCUCUGCCGCCGUCAACGGCGUAGCCUUCUGUGGCACCCUCACUGGCCAGCUCUUCUUCGGCUGGCUCGGCGACAAGAUGGGACGGAAGAAGGUCUACGGCAUGACGCUCAUGAUCAUGGUGCUCUGCUGCGUCGCCUCUGGCCUGUCUUUCGGGUCGAGUGCAAACGGGGUCAUGGCCACGCUCUGCUUCUUUCGCUUCUGGCUCGGCUUCGGCAUCGGCGGCGACUACCCGCUCUCGGCGACCAUCAUGUCCGAGUACGCCAACAAGCGCACCCGCGGCGCGUUCAUCGCCGCCGUUUUCGCCAUGCAAGGGUUCGGCAACCUUACGGGCGGCAUCGUCGCCAUUAUUGUUUCUUCGGCAUUCAAGGAGCAGUUUGACGCGCCGGCGUACAGGGACGAUCGUGCGGGCUCAACGGUUCCACAGGCCGACUAUGCGUGGCGCAUCGUCCUCAUGUUCGGCGCCGUCCCGGCGCUGCUGACCUACUACUGGCGCAUGAAGAUGCCGGAGACGGCGCGCUACACGGCACUCGUCGCUAAGAACACCAAGCAGGCCACGUCGGACAUGGCGCGGGUGCUCAACAUGGAGCUCGCCGCGGAAGAGCCAGAGAUGAAGGCGGAGCACGGCCGGCGCGAGCAGUUCGGGCUCUUCUCCAAGGAGUUUGCGAGGCGGCAUGGCCAUCACCUGCUGGGCACGACGGUGUGCUGGUUCGUGCUGGACAUCGCCUUCUACUCGCAGAACCUGUUCCAGAAGGACAUCUACACGGCCGUGGAGUGGCUGCCCAGGGCGGACACCAUGAACGCGCUGCAGGAGAUGUUCAAGAUCUCGCGCGCGCAGACGCUGGUGGCGCUGUGCGGCACCAUCCCUGGGUACUGGUUCACCGUGUUCCUCAUCGACGUGGUGGGCCGCUUCGCCAUCCAGCUGGGCGGCUUCUUCUUCAUGACGGCGUUCAUGCUCGGCCUCGCCGUGCCGUACCACCACUGGACGACGCCAGGGAACCACGUCGGCUUCGUGGUCAUGUUCUCCUUCACCUUCUUCUUCGCCAACUUCGGGCCCAACUCCACCACCUUCAUCGUGCCGGCCGAGAUCUUCCCGGCGCGGCUGCGGUCGACGUGCCACGGGAUCUCCGCGGCGGCCGGGAAGGCGGGCGCCAUCGUCGGGUCCUUUGGGUUUCUGUACGCUGCGCAGAGCACGGAUCCUGCCAGGACGGACGCCGGGUACCCGCCGGGAAUCGGCGUCCGUAACUCCCUGUUCGUGCUCGCCGGGUGCAACGUGGUCGGGUUCCUUUUCACAUUCCUCGUGCCGGAGUCCAAGGGGAAAUCGCUGGAGGAGCUCUCUGGGGAGCACGAUGAGGAGGAUGAGCCAGGGACGUCGUCCACAACAACCAAUCCCCAAAUGACAUAGCCGCCACCUUCUGCUGAAUUCGAGUAAUGAGCGUGUUGAAUUGAUGCAAUCCUUCUAAUCGUGUGUACCCAUAUAUAGCCUAUUAGACUGACUAUAAAUAUGCACACGAAACCAAAACAAAGUUAUGGCUUCCACCACACGAAAAUGUUGGGGCAGGAGCGGCACAACCACCCCUACUAUGCAUGUGUGAAAGUUAGAUAAACUACUAGGAUAGCUUUAGCCAAUAGACACAGCCGAAAAAAUAAACACAAGCACAUGCACAAGUGACUCAAGGAUUUACGUUGAGGAGGAAUAAACUACGGGUGUAAACCUUAGUCCACGCAAGCUUCACUAUGAGAAAUCAAGGUACAGAGUCUUCUCUAAAACAUCUAGAGAUUAUAACACACUUCACCUUGUUGCCCACCGGCAACAAUAACAACAACCACAAGAGGCAAGAUACAACAAAGCACAGAUAUCACAUCACCAAAUUUGGCAGAGAAGCAGCUAUAUGAGUUCCCAACAUACUGACCAAAAAUCAGCUCAAUCGCUUGCCUGCCCAAACUAUUCGUCUCCCAAAACUAUUAUGUGCUAAAACUGCAGCGGUCUGUACUGACUUCACAGCUCUCAAAUCUGAUUCUUCUCUAACCCAAAUUUCAAACGAGCUAUCCAGAUCGAAGUACUCAGGAAUAAGCUCAUCGAGUUUGGAGCCGAUCCAAGAACCUUUGAACCUCUAAACACGAGCUUGAAGACAGACCGAUCAGAUAUUAGAAAUUUGGACAUAGAUUACAUCUCCUUCAUCCUCUCUUCUCACUUGGUUGUGGUGUUCUAGUGCGUUCUCUCACCCUCUCACAGCAGUAGCCAUGUUC